AUGAGCCCUUGGUGGCGCCGGCGCCGGCGCCAGCGCCCGGCGUCUUCCUCUUCCUCCUCCUCGGCAAAUACCGAGGACUCCGAGCUGCGCGACACGACCUCCUCUUUCUCCUACCAGACCGGGUGCAUGUCUUCCUGGUCCUGCUUCAUGUCGCCCGAAGAGCAGAGCCACAUCCGCCGGAGCAUCGCCAUCGACCGGUCCAUUUCAAGCGAGCGCCAGCGCCGUCGGUCCGAGGUCAAGCUCCUGCUUCUGGGAUCCGGCGAAUCCGGCAAGUCCACCAUCCUCAAGCAAAUGCGCCUCAUUCACGACAAAGGCUUUUCCCGGCCAGACCUGGAGAACUACCGGAGCAUUGUCUUCAGCAACAUCAUCCAAAGCGCCAAGGCCCUGUGCGACGCGCUCGAUCUCCUGGGCAUCCCCCUGGGGGACCCCUUCCUGGAGCCGCACAAGGUGUUCAUCCAAAACUACCCGCCGGAGCUGACGCGGGCCGAAUUCCCGCCCGAUCUCUAUGAGUCUCUCUCGCUCAUCUACCAAGACCCCGGGAUCAAGCAAUGCCUCACGCUCUCGCACCAGUUUCCCCUGGCCGACUCGACCAGCUACUACCUGGAGAGCCUCAGCCGCAUCGCCAUGCCCGGCUACCUGCCUGACGAUCAGGACGUCCUCCGGACCCGCGCCAAAACCACCGGCAUCACCGAGGCCGCCUUCAAGGUCGGCGACUUGACAUAUCGCAUGUUCGAUGUGGGCGGCCAGCGCUCCGAGCGCCGGAAGUGGAUCUACUGCUUCGAAAAUGUGACCGCCAUCAUCUUUGUUGUGGCCAUUUCGGCAUACAACCAAAACCUCCUCGAGGAUGAGACCGUGAAUCGCAUGCAGGAGGCCCUCUCCCUCUUCAGUUCGAUAUGCAACAGCGAGUGGUUUGUCCGCACCUCGAUCAUCCUCUUCCUCAACAAAAUGGACAUCUUCAGCCAGAAAAUCCCCCACUGGCCACUGAAGGACUACUUUGAGGACUAUGAUGGCGGCAAAGAUGUCCGCAAGGCUGCCACAUACCUGAUACAGAAGUUUACCAGCCUCAAUUGUUCGGCCGAAACCAAGCAGAUCUACACCCAUCUGACGUGUGCCACCGACACCGACAAGAUGCGCUUCGUCAUGGCGGCCAUCGGGGACAUCAUUCUUCAGGCCAAUCUCCGUGAGUGUGGGCUCCUCUGA
Molecule: messenger RNA, 1200 nt
Organism: Fonticula alba
Lineage: Eukaryota; Rotosphaerida; Fonticulaceae
Product: guanine nucleotide-binding protein subunit alpha, other
Exons: 4
Coding region: 1-1200 (399 amino acids)
Biological process (GO): adenylate cyclase-modulating G protein-coupled receptor signaling pathway
Cellular component (GO): heterotrimeric G-protein complex
Molecular function (GO): GTPase activity; G protein-coupled receptor binding; GTP binding
Source: RefSeq, a predicted model, not a curated record